Messenger RNA from Linepithema humile (Argentine ant), 1233 nucleotides. RefSeq names its product L-dopachrome tautomerase yellow-e (gene yellow-e). The record is from RefSeq and is a predicted model, not a curated record. Lineage: Eukaryota; Metazoa; Arthropoda; Insecta; Hymenoptera; Formicidae. Gene Ontology annotation, cellular component: extracellular region.
AUGAGAUACGUCGUAUUUUUCGUAACGAUACUGUGCAUCAGGACGGAGGCGCAAAGGCUAGAAACCGUCGCGCAAUGGUCACUGCUUGAUUUCGCGCUACCAUAUGACCGUGGUUUUCUCAAUCAAUAUCAACCGGAAAAUAUAGUGCUGACUGGUGUCACGAUAACUUGGGACCGAAUCUUUGUCGGCACACCCAGGUUACGCGCAGGUGUACCGGCCACUUUGAGUUUCUUCCCCAGAAAGAUACCCUUCGGAAGCAGCCCGCAACUUCAGGCGUAUCCUUCGUGGGAUUGGCAUAAUGCCGGAAAAGGAGAAAUCAACUGUACCAAGCUAAUCUCAGUGUAUCGUACCAGAUUGGAUAAGUGCAACAGAUUAUGGGUUGUAGAUUCCGGUGUCAUGACAUCGAUCGACGAUUUUAUGGCCGUUUGCCCACCGAAAGUUAUAGUCUUUGAUUUGAAAACCGACCAAGUAGUUCGUCACGUCAUUUUUCCACGUCAGGUGUUGAGACCGAAUACUUUGCUAACCAACCUUGUCAUCGACGACACCUCGGCGAGAACGUGCGAUGAUGUAUAUCUCUACAUAACCGAUACUCUUGGACCAGGACUUCUUGUUUUCGAUGGUACUAAUGAUAGAAGUUGGAGAUUGCUUCACGCAUCCAUGUUUCCCCACCCAGAUCAAGCAACAUACAGAAUCGGAAAAGACACUUUCGAGUUUCUGGACGGCAUAGUGGGCAUAACAUUUUCACCGAGGCUUAGGACCGUUUAUUAUCAACCUUUAGCGACCGAUCGUAUCUUCAGCGUGCCUACUUCUGCGUUACAAGCCGGACCACUUCCGCUUGGUGAACAGUUACCUGUGACCUUGGUCGGUAGAAAGUCGAGUCAAGGUCUGGCACUGGCAGUGGAUCCUCGAGAUGACACUAUCUUAUUCGCCCCUUUUACCGAGACCGCAGUCGCAUCGUGGCAGCCACGAACGAAUCGACAAAGCAUUCUUGCUUAUAGUCCAGAGGACUUACAAUUUAUCGCCGAGAUCUUAGUGGCACAAUACGACAACAAUAAUGUGUGGGUGAUGUCGUCGAGAUUCCACAAGUUUUUCAUGAGACAAGUUGAUACUCGUCAGAUUAACAUCCGCAUUAUGAGAAUCCAAACGAACAAUCGCGUGCUGGCUCAAUCUCUUAAUCAACAAAUUGAUCCGUACUUCCCAUUGCAAUUCUAUAAUAAUACUCUUGGAUUCUAA